Lutra lutra (Eurasian river otter) is the source of this 1502-nucleotide messenger RNA. It is a transcript of the gene YBEY, whose product is annotated as ybeY metalloendoribonuclease. The transcript is spliced from 4 exons. Lineage: Eukaryota; Metazoa; Chordata; Mammalia; Carnivora; Mustelidae. Gene Ontology annotation, biological process: rRNA processing. The coding region runs from base 185 to 679 and encodes 164 amino acids. Gene Ontology annotation, molecular function: metalloendopeptidase activity. The record is from RefSeq and is a predicted model, not a curated record.
CGCGCGGUCCCGGCGGGCGCGCUGGCUUCGGCCCCGGUGCGCGAGCCCGCGGCCGCCCGUCCCCAUCCCCGCGCUCCCGCGUCGUCUCGGGGGGAAACACCGAUUCUCUGCGAAUUUCCCGGCCAGGACGGGCUGGCGUGAGAGUCGGCAGGACUCGCGGCGCUUCCCCGGCGGGCGUCCCGACAUGGCUCUGCUGCUCCGCAACCUGCAGCGCGCGGUCCCCGUCCGGAGGGCGCCGCUCCGCCGCCGGCUGCAGCUGCUCAGGGCGGCCCUCGGGGUGCAGCGCUUCGACCUGGCGGUCGUCUGCGUGGACAACAGGACCAUUCGGCGCAUCAACGGCGUCUACAGGGCCCGGGACGCCCCGACCGACGUGCUGUCCUUCCCGUUCCACGAGAAUAUAAAAGCAGGGGAACUUCCCCAGCCUGAUACUCCAGAUGACUACAAUUUGGGAGACAUUUUCUUAGGAGUGGAGUAUAUCUUCCAGCAGUGCAAAGGAGAUGAGGACUACUUUGAUAUCCUCACUGUGACUGCCACCCAUGGGCUCUGUCAUCUGCUGGGCUUCACACACAGCACAGAGGCUGAAUGGCAGAAGAUGUUCCAGAAGGAGAAGCAGGUUCUCGAAGAGCUGAGCCGGCUCACCGGGACCAGGCUACAGCCCCUGAGCAGGGGCCUCUUCUGAGGGUGCUGGAGGCCCAGCACCCGGGUGGCACCCGGCGGAUUCUCUAUAGAGUCCAGAGACAGCAGGUGGAUGGCAGAUGGACCCUCCCCUUUCAGGCCCCCCAGGACCAGGGACUCCACCAAACGGAGAGCCCUGCUGGUCCCUGGUGCCCUGUGGGGCUCAGGAGCGACCCACACUUGGGGGCAAAAUGGCACGAGUGGAGCCUGACCGUUUCGUGAAAGUGUAAAAGACAUGUCCAUUCAUGACUUCGUUCAGAACCUAGCAAAUGUCAUUUCGCUGUUGCAGAUAAAGUAGUUCUAAGCCCUUAGGCUGCAGAGCUGGAGCACAGGGCCCUCAUCCCGAGGUUCUGCCUGUAGCCAGAGGCAUUUCUCUCUCCUGCCCCUACAGCCUGCUCCGGAGAAUGGAACAGGCAGCCCAGGAAGGAUGUGCCCCUCGCCCUCCUUCCUGCAAGACACCCAUUGGCUAUAGUCUCCACUUACCCCUUAAGAGCACUGUGACCUGGAGCCUUCGCUGGGUGCCUUUAUGAGGGGAGGCACAAGGCUGACCCUUAGCGGGGCUGCAAGCCCCUAGACCACCUCAGCCAGGUGACCCACAACCGACAUCUCCUGCCCAUCCUGGCUCCUGAGGUGGGUGCAGCCUACGUCCUCUUUCCCGUGGCACCGCUGUGGCCAGAGCUUCUGAGCCCCAGAUCCCCAUGUCCACACGGAGCUGAGUGUCUCCCAGCUCCGGGAGGCACCCUGAGCUUGACUGCUGCUUCCCAUCCUCUUCCCUGUUACUGUUUUCUGCCUUCUCUUCUGGUACAAUAAACCCAGAAGGCACCACA